CUAUAGAUGUUUCAUAUAAUAUUAUUUAAUUUAGUCAGCCUGAAUAUUGAGUAUUUUUUAAUUAAAUUUAAUUUUUUUGUUAUAUCAUACUACUAAUGUGAUAUCCUUUAUAUAUUGCAACUUUUGAAAAGGAAACCAGAAGAAAUGGUUCCGACCAAGUAUAUGUAGUUCCGCACUGUGAGUGUUCAUUUGGAUCAAAGCAAAUCUAUAAAUUUCACGCCCCAGAAAACAACUUAGGAAAAGCUAAUUAGUUUCUUAAUGAGCCUACAGAAUGCUCAGAAUAGAAAUUCCGAUCAAUUCCAGUUUACUAUUUCGUACAAGGGAGAAAUGUCAUUAAUUAAUAGUAGAUAUUUAGUAGUCAGAACAAAGUGCAACGCAAGCAUCAAACCUUGUUGCAUUGUCCGUCGAUUUUCCAGUAUUUAUUGCCAAUUUAAGUCAUAAACCCAGGCCAAAUAAUGUAAACCGGUUUCAGAAUCGGAUUAAGCGCGCUAGUCAAGAUCGCUUGAUACUAGUAGAUACCUUGAUGGCCGGAGUUGGAGAGCCACUUCGUGACCGGAGCUCGCUUGGAAUGGUCCGAUCAAGUUGGUCGAAAGUGAGAGUACUCCCGUUGCUGUGGUUCCUGCUCCAGGGGAUUCCCCUGCUAGCCAUUCGCCUGAAGCCCUGCGAACUGGCCGGCCAGCUGUACAUACUAGAUGUCCCGAAAUCUGAGCUGCCCCUGUGGCUCUGCAUCGCGGAGUUUGAGAGUCGAUUCAACACCCACGUGGUGGGUCAGGCCAACACAGAUGGCUCAAGGGAUUACGGACUCUUUCAGAUCAGCGAUCGCUACUGGUGUGCACCUCCGAAUCGGACGGAAUACUACGCAUUCAACGAUUGCAAUGUGAAUUGCACUCGCCUGCUGAGCGACGACAUCACCAUGGCCGUUCAGUGCGCCCGGCUCAUCCAGAAACAACAGGGUUGGACGGCCUGGUCCGUCUACCCGGAGUUCUGCAAUGGAACUUUGGAAGCCAUCGACGAGUGUUUCCAGCCGAGCAAUGCCACAGAUUGCUUGACCAGCGAGAUGGAAGAGGUCAAAGAUUGUUAGAGAUAGUCUUCCCAUUAUGUCAUCACUGCCGAAAUAUGUGAAUUUGUGUAUGCAAAAUUAAAAGCUUAAUUACCGUUUAUA
Molecule: messenger RNA, 1162 nt
Organism: Drosophila subpulchrella
Lineage: Eukaryota; Metazoa; Arthropoda; Insecta; Diptera; Drosophilidae
Product: lysozyme 1
Exons: 1
Coding region: 524-1081 (185 amino acids)
Molecular function (GO): lysozyme activity
Source: RefSeq, a predicted model, not a curated record